AUGGAAGAGCUUGGUUUAAGCCGGGAGCAAGUUUACAACGCCGACGAAUCCGGUUUAUUUUGGAAACUUUUACUACAAAAGACGUAUGUAUCAUCAUUAGAAAAAACAGCCCCAGGAGCAAAGAUGGAAAAGCAAAGAAUAACAUUCUUGUGCUGUUCAAAUGCGGAAGGAUCUCAUCAACUCAAGCUCCUUGUGAUAGGCAAGGCCAGAAACUCCCGUUGUUUUAAGGGGUGUGACUGCCCUGUUCAUUAUAGACAUUCAAAGUCCGCUUGGAUGACUGCCGCUAUCUUCAAAGAUUGGUUCCAUCGUUCAUUCAUACCUGAGGUAACGAAAUUUUUGACAAAAAAAGGUCUACCAGUUAAGGCUGUCCUUUUAAUUGAUAACGCUCCAUCGCAUCCACCUGAAAAUGAACUUAAAAGUGAAGACGGCUCUAUUUUAGCAAUGUUUAUGCCACCCAACGUCACCCCCCUUAUACAACCCAUGGACCAAAAUGCAAUCAGGAUUACAAAACUUUAUUACAGAAACAGUCUUUUGGCUUCCGUUGCUGCAACAGGAUGUGAAUUGCUAGAGUCUAUGAAGCAAAUUUCACUUAAGGACGCUAUUAUUACCCUUGAAUCUGCAUGGAAUAAAGUGGAUGAGGCUGUGCUAUCAAAAUGCUGGAACAAUGUUUUGAGUAUGCUUGAAAAUCAAGAAGAUCCUGAAGAUGAAUUGAAUUGA
Molecule: messenger RNA, 717 nt
Organism: Bactrocera tryoni
Lineage: Eukaryota; Metazoa; Arthropoda; Insecta; Diptera; Tephritidae
Product: jerky protein homolog-like
Exons: 2
Coding region: 1-717 (238 amino acids)
Cellular component (GO): nucleus
Molecular function (GO): DNA binding
Source: RefSeq, a predicted model, not a curated record